AUGCGACGUGAGUUCGUGAGUCGCUUGAAAAAACUACCACAAACGUACCAUUUGCUUCAAAACAUACAUAACAAAUACACUGGUCUUAUGUUUGUCUUUCCAGCUUUCAAUGACAGCUACAAGACAAGAAAGCGGACCUUUCAGUGCUGUAAGAAUUGCAGGGUAAAGAGGGUACGGUGUACCAUUCUGGAUUCAAGCUACGAAACGGAGGGGUGUGAUAAUUGUAAAACACAGAAAGCAAGGUGUGAUUUAAUCAAGACUCCGAAGUCAAAAAAAGACUCUUCAAAGAGUCAUGUGAGACGCGUUUCAAAAACUGAGGCUACGGGCGCUAGUGUUGAGAUUGCUACGUCACCCAGCUGUCCGAAAAGUUUCAAAUCGUCUUCUUCUGCCUCUUCUACAGUAACCCCAGGGAGUGCAUUUCCUUUGUACUCAAACAAUGUCUCGGGUGUACCAGAAAUUGCGCAAUCUGCUCUUGUCGGAAACCACGUGGAAAGAAUGUCGAAGACAAUUGCUACCCCCAGGGGACCCUCUAUAUCCUUAGGACCUGAGGCUUUUCGAGAGUUACCUCGUCCAAUAAGUCACCAAACUGACCCAUCUAGUAUUAGAAGCUAUUGGGAUCAAAACUUGACUCACAUGGGGCAGCCACAGACAAUACAAAAUGUACCACUCUUGAGUAAUAUGCGCUCAUUGCCGGGCCUUCCUCCUGGUAUACCUCCAUCGUUCUCAUCACCAUAUAAUCAUACCCACUCAGUCGACAGAACUAUUAAUGAAAUAGAUCAUAAGUUCUUGAAGCAGUGUUUCGGAUUCAACAGCACCAUCCGCAGAUCCAAAUAUCAUUUCACCAAAGCUGUCAUAGGAAGGCGCGGAACCAAAGAAACGGGUGUAAAUCCUUCAGAACUAACAAGGACACUGAGGAUCAAGAGCAAGUUUCUUGACAAGUCGAAUCUUCUCCAAUUCAAGUUCUUGUUAAGUCUUCACGCUUUUACCCUUAAUACUCCAGGAUUCUACAAUAUUUCAGACGAGGAUCUAAUCAAAUUGUUUGAAAUCUACUUUUACAAAGUAAACUCAAUUUUCCCCAUUGUUUUCGAAGCCGAAUUUUGGGAAUUGCAUAAGAGAAAACGAAUCCCAAAUAUAAUCAUGUAUGCGAUCGUUCUACUCGCUGCUGGAGAUGAACUUUCUGAACCAAUAUUGGCAAGAUCUUUCGUACAAAACGGCGACUCUUUCAAAGAAAACUGUGCACGCUUUCUUCGAGAACUCGAGAUGAAAACGCGACAACUUUUGGAAUUUUUGCCUGAAGUAGGAGAUACAGAAAAGCUAGCUCGACUCAUCACCCUGCUUCUCUUGUCGCUAAACUUUCGUUCUAACAAGAUUGGAAAUGAGCAAAGUAGCAGUGAUGUCGGUGAUUGUAUCAGCUAUGCGUAUUCGUUGCUUAUACACAAUCAACACUUUCAUGACAUGAUUGUUCAAAUGGGUGCUGCCAAAAAGUCCAUAUACUUGAGAAAUUUAUGGUGGGUGGUAUUGAUCUUUGAUCGUUUCAACGGUGUACUAAAUGGUAAGGCGAUGUUUAUCAAAAGACUCGACUUCAACAUAAAGAGGCCCAUAGAUGUACCGCAUUUGAACCAAUUAGUCAUUCUAGCUUACGCACUUGAAGACACUAUGGUGGCUGGUUUCAGACCACCAAGAUCUUUGGAGAAAGGUGGUACAGUUGUGAAAAGUGAGUAUUUUGAUGGAGACCCAAGCUUUUUGCCUAGCCAGAUUAUAAGCGAAGAGAUCAAGAUUCUUGAAAACUCCCACUUUAUCGAAGAAAAGCUUUCAUUGAACACAAUGCAUGAUGUUAAUUCAACCAAUCACUUACCUGAUCUUGAUGUUAAAGUUUACCGAGAUCGGAAUGUUUUCUUUAUGGAAAGACUUGUUCGGCAUCAAAUUCUUCUUAUUCUAAGAACGGGUCUGUUCAAGAACCUCCGCGAGGCAUCUCAGUUGGACGAAUUUAGUCUCAAGCUAUCCAAACGCUUGUUGGAGAUGUUUCAGAUGUUGAAGGGUGGACAAAAUCAUAAACUAGUGAUGACACAUCCGAUGAUUCCGCUGAUUUUACUUCUUGCGUUUUCCAUACCCUCAUUUGCUCGCUCUCAUUUGUUAAAUAAAAGAGGAGAGAACCCAGACAUAUCGCCAGAAAUGAUUAAUCAAAUCACUAUGCUUAGUGAUGGUAUUUUGGACGAGCUCAAAAAUUUCUCUACGAAAUGGUGGUUUGUACAUGAGGUCAUUGUAUCUCUAGUCAAAAGACAUCCAAAAUCUACAAAGGAACGAAAUGAUAAAGCACCUCAUUUGGACUACUUUACGCCUAAGGAUCAUAUGAUAUCCAUCAAAAGUCUUGUUCGUGAUGUGGGUGAUGCAGAAUGCGUACUUCCGUCGCUGCUUUCGAUCACCUCGCCGGGAUUUUACGAUGAUGUCAUGCAAAAAGAAGAAAGCGAUGCCGAGGAUGAUCAGAGCAAAGAGCUGUCCGCACAAGAAACCACUUCAGCAUCUCCUGCUCCUGAACUCAAUAUUUCCCAAACACCAGUUACUAUUCCGGAGUAUGACUACCAAAACGCAGAAUACAAUGAUCAUAUUGAUGAGAGUACAGGUAGUGUUUCAAUUGCAGAUGAUCUCAACUUCGACGUUGCCCAACUAGCAGAAAUGGUGAGCUCAGACGCGAAUUUUAUUCCCAAUGUGAUGGACUAUUUUUCAGAAUCACAGCUCAAUUUCUUCUUCUGA
This is a messenger RNA of Metschnikowia bicuspidata var. bicuspidata NRRL YB-4993, 2751 nucleotides long. RefSeq names its product fungal specific transcription factor domain-containing protein. The coding region runs from base 1 to 2751 and encodes 916 amino acids. The record is from RefSeq and is a predicted model, not a curated record. The transcript has 2 exons. Gene Ontology annotation, cellular component: nucleus. NCBI's taxonomy places the organism in Eukaryota, Fungi, Ascomycota, Pichiomycetes, Serinales, Metschnikowiaceae.